Molecule: messenger RNA, 786 nt
Organism: Batrachochytrium dendrobatidis JAM81
Lineage: Eukaryota; Fungi; Chytridiomycota; Chytridiomycetes; Rhizophydiales
Exons: 1
Coding region: 1-786 (261 amino acids)
Cellular component (GO): mitochondrion
Source: RefSeq, a predicted model, not a curated record
AUGUCUAAAUCAGUAGAACAGCCAUCUCUAGCCAAAGUUUUGUCAAUGGAAGCCGCAUGUGCUAUUCUCUCUGCUGGCCUAGUCGCUCCUUUAAUUUCCAUUGUUGAUAAGUCUAUUUUUGCCAAUGCGUCGGGUGCUCAGCCAUUGGCUCAAGGCAUAGCUGCAGGGUUAACCUCCUUGGUCCGCUCUCCAUUGCAUUUUCUACGCCAACCUUCGUUUCUGCUGAUCUGGGGUGUUUAUUCUGGAACUUAUAUUGCUGCCAACUCUAUUCAAGCCAUCUGCGAUCGCCUGUUUGUUCCAUGGCAAAUUCCAAAGUUUAUUGGAUCGUCCGUGGCAAAUGUUGGAUUAUCUGUGCUCAAAGACUUGUACUUUACUCGUGCAUUCGGCACUGGUCCUGCGCGACCAGUUCCCAUGGGAUCGUAUUCCCUUUAUACUCUUAGAGACACCAUGACCAUAUUUGCAUCAUUCAACCUUCCAUCUAUCAUGUCUACCAAACUCAAACAGCAUACCAAGUUAUCUAAUGGAACUGCAGAUACAAUUUCUCAGUUGGUUACACCAUGUGCAAUUCAAAUCGCAUCGACUCCAUUGCAUCUGUAUGGUAUGGAUCUAUACAACAGACCCCAAGCAACGGCCGUCGAAAGAAGGGUGUUUAUUCGCAAAGAAUAUGUGAUUACGACUGCCGCAAGAAUGGCGAGAAUCUUUCCUGCUUUUGGUAUUGGCGGAGUGGCAAACAAAUACCUGAGAAGCAAAGGCAAGACCUGGCUAGAAGCAGGGCAAGGCCAUUAA